This is a messenger RNA of Nothobranchius furzeri (turquoise killifish), 3001 nucleotides long. It is a transcript of the gene chst7, whose product is annotated as carbohydrate (N-acetylglucosamine 6-O) sulfotransferase 7. The record is from RefSeq and is a predicted model, not a curated record. Gene Ontology annotation, cellular component: Golgi membrane; trans-Golgi network. Gene Ontology annotation, molecular function: N-acetylglucosamine 6-O-sulfotransferase activity; chondroitin 6-sulfotransferase activity. Lineage: Eukaryota; Metazoa; Chordata; Actinopteri; Cyprinodontiformes; Nothobranchiidae. Gene Ontology annotation, biological process: N-acetylglucosamine metabolic process; carbohydrate metabolic process.
CACACACACACACACACAACUUCCCUGUAGCGCCCGGCGCCUCGCAGCACGCUGAAGAGAUCUCCGGGUAAACGCGCUCGCAGCGUCCUCUCGGCAGAAGGAAAUGAAGAGGAGGCUGCAUAAGAAAUACGUGAUUCUGGUUCUGGCUUAUUCCGGUUUACUUCUGCUAAUCCCGUAUGUGUUAGAUUACCGGGAUAAAUCCGCUCAGCGCGCCAACCCGCCACAGCAGCAGCCCAGAUGCCCCGAUUUGGAGAACACCGUGGCGCUUCUGUGGGAUAAUGGUUACCGGCUCAACGGCAGCGAUGCGAUGGAGUACCCCGCCAACAGGAGCCAGACUCGGACUCACAUCUACCUGCAUGCCACCUGGAGGACAGGGUCGUCGUUUCUGGGGGAGCUGUUCAACCAGCACCCCGACGUCUUCUACCUCUACGAGCCCAUGUGGCACAUAUGGCAGGCUCUGUACCCCGGGGAUGCGGGCAGCCUCCAGGGCGCGGUGCGGGACAUGCUGAACGCGCUCUUCCGCUGCGACUUCUCCGUCCUCAAACUUUACGCCGGUUCUCAAAACAUCACCACCUCGUUCAUAUUCGGGUGGAAAAUGAACAAGGUGAUCUGCUCGGAGCCGCUGUGCGAUGCGCACAGGCGCCAUGACGUCGGGCUGGUGAGAGAGGAUAGGUGCGCCAAGUGUCAGAAGAGGGACCUGAGGGAGCUGGAGAGGGAGUGCAGAAAGUACCCAGUGAUGGUGAUCAAAGGGGUCCGGGUUCUGGACAUGAGUACCCUAGUGCCUCUGAUGAGAGAUCCCACGUUAAACCUCCAAAUCAUCCAGCUCUUUAGAGACCCGAGGGCCGUGCACAACUCCCGUCUGAAGUCCAAACAGGCCCUGGUGAAGGAGAGCAUCCAGGUACUCAGGAGCAAGAAGCAGACCGACAAGUAUAAGCGACUGCUGGUGCCAAGCAACAGGAUGAACCGGGCGGAGAGUUACGUGGCCAGUGCCAUGGAGCUGAUCUGUGACAACUGGCUCAGUGACAUGUUGCUGGUGAUGAAUGCUCCCUCCUGGCUGAGGAGGAACUACCUGCGCCUUCGCUAUGAGGACCUGGUCCAGCAUCCCAUGGAGGAGCUGCAGAGGCUCUACCGCUUCUCCAACCUCUCCACUACCCCAGCCUUGGAGAAGUUUGCCCUGAACAUGACGCACGGCCAUGGGUAUUCAUCAGAUAAGCCCUUCCUCAUAUCAUCAAGGGACGCAAAAGAGGCCAUCUAUGCCUGGAGGGAGCGGCUGAACGUGGAGCAGAUCCAUCAGGUGGAAGCCUACUGCAGUGAAGUCAUGAGGCAGCUGGGCUAUGAGAAGAACAGCAUGGAUAAAGCCACAUGAUGGAGUGGGGUCCUGGUAUUCACUACCAAGGGCAAAAGGUGGACUAACGACGGGGGCUGCAGAAAAGCGGCCCACUAGGAGCCCUCUACAUGCCUCUGGGGUUGUUGUCUCUUCACCCGAGUCAGGUCGAUGAACUGGAGAAAACCACAGAACUGAAUGGUGGGAGAAGAGGGGAGAAAAAAACAAGUGGAGAGAGAGCAGCCAGUCACAUGCAGAAUGGUUUGAAAAGAGGAGAAGGUAGCUUGUUUUCCCAGCGCUGCCUGGUCGACACCAGCAGUGUUCGUGGAGACAGAGCAGUAGGGGAGGGGGCUUAAAUCAAGAGAAGAGGCUGUUGUGUGCUGCUACACAGGCCUAUCCUUCUGUCCUUUUAGUAGCACUAAUCCCUCCUCAGAUCCCUCAGUGAGGGCCAUAAAAACCCGAGAUGGGUCUUUGAAUGGGACAGGAGUCCAGAGAGGCAGGUUGGUCCCACCUGUCCAGCCCGUGACUGGGAAAGGACACGUUCUGGAUCUCCAGCUAAGAGCUCUGAAAGAAGAAACUGCAGUAUUUUCUGAAAUCCAGGCCUGGUUGAGCAGCUAUUGUUCCACCCCCGUUCCCUCAGGAAUCCAGACACCUCCAGCGCCCCCCCGACAAAUCCCUCACAUGGGCGUGAAGUUUUCUGAUAACCCACAGACCGUUGGAGAUCUGUCUCUGUCCCCUGGCAGCGGACGCUCUUAGCAUUCUCUAGUGGUACGGACUCCUUUAAAAAGCUAUGAUAUCCCUCAGGACUAUACUGACGGGGAGGGGCUGUUUAGUUUUACCAGCGUCCAAGUGUUUGACUUUAUAAGUUGGUUUAAUUUAACUUUUCUCGUUGAGAUACUCGUAGAUGUGUCAAAAUCAGAAAUAACUAAAUUAUUUAAGCUGACCUAGGUAAAUUAAAACGUGUUUGAUUUGUAGAUCCCUUCAUAAACUCCUUAAAGCUAAUUGUUGACCUGUGGUACGGUUUGUACUGUACGAAGGUACACAUACAACUGGAACAUGCCUUGGUGAAAUACAUACAGUAAUGUGUAAAAAUAUCCGUCAGAUUUUUGCUUUUUUCCAACAUAAAGCUCUUAUUCACUCUUUUUUUCAAUACAUUUGCUGUGGUCGCUAGUAUAAAUGAAUGCCUUGUGAGUGGAUCUCUGUGGGAAAAAGCUCUAGCUCUCCUUUUCAGGAAGUAAAACUUGGCCAGAGCAGAGGUGAGCAGAACACCUCAACGGCAGGAUUGGAGUCUUACUUCCUGUAUUUGGACAUCUCGCCUCUGAUUGGCUAACAGCAAUGCGACUCACUGAAUAUUUGCUUUGCAAUGUUGAUGUUUUAUCUCUGCAGAUCACACAAGCCUGAAGUUCGGCUGGGAUGUAGAGUUGCUAAUGCUAACAGUUAGCUUCUAUAGCCAGAAAGUUGCCUGCCGUUUCCUGGACGCUAAACCAACAAGAGCCUUCCCCGUCACAAGGCAAGAUGGGCGGGUCCAUGAAUGCUGAUGUACAUUGUGACGUAGAUCUGAGUAGCUCUUUCUCACACCGGGGUUUCCAUGUUCAUUUACUUUUGGCGGCUAAUGCAGGAAACUUCGAGUGGUUGAUUGAAUUUCAAAAAGAACAAGUAAAACAGUUUCUCAGUGAA